CUCUAGCCGCCCAGAGACCUAUAAAAAGGUCUCCUGUUCCAUUCUAAUUUAAACUUUGUAUGGACAAAAUAAAAUUUCAUUUUGCUUGGCAAAGUUUGACGUAUGGGCGGUUAGAGGUUAAGUACCAAUUGAUUACCUUAAAAUCACACUCCAAGUCUAGUCUCUUUGUUUUUCAGAAAUUAUUCCAUAACAAAACAGUAGGUAUCAUAAUUAUAUUUAACUAAAAAAAUUAAAUAUUGGUGUAUGUUUAAUUAAUAAGUACCUAUUGUACUUAUUAAUAUUAUUUAAUAUGUUCAAAUGAAAUGUAAUUUUAUAAUAAGUACAUAAUAAUUCUACUGACUACCUACAAAUCUUAAGAAACUAAAACCCGUUCUGAGCCAUACCGGGUCCAAAGGUCCCUAACACACUAGCAGCGUUACCCCGCAUCCUCAUAAGGCCCAAGGUACUACCUAUUAUACUUAUUCAGUUCGAUGAAAUUUAAACCAUAUUCAAUUUGAAUAGAGUCGCGUUUGUUUUGUUUCGUACAAUUUUCAAACAAAACCAAAAUCACCUCUAUUCCCUGCACUAUAGGUUCAAAUUUCAGUGACAAUUUCUGGAUGUUUCAUUUGUAUGGCUGGGUCUUAGGAGGGUAUGGCGAUGUUGACCGAUUGGACAAGCCUUAUUAAUUACAUUUUUGGUUUAAAAGUGUAUAAGUAGGUAAGUAGCCGGUCGAAACAUCGAAAUUAUUAAUUUAUGACCCAUUUCGUCGGGUGACAAGCAAAAGUCACUAAGUAUGUACUAUCAAAAAAUUAAACUAUGCACUUUAUUACACUUGUAACGCGGUUUAUUGUCCAAUAAUUUCAAUGGUGUUAGUUAGUGACUUUUGCUUGUCACACGAAGAUUUCGUACCUUAUCACAGUGACAAUCAAUAUGAAAGUUGCUAGAGACCUCAUACUAUUGUCACUGUCACAAAGUCUUAAAUUAAAACUUUGGGCUGUACCUGUAGAUAUUUUCAUUUUGUAGUGUGGUUUAGUUUGGAUCUUUAGUAGUUAUUAGAUUUUUAUUCCUUAGUACAAAAUAAGUAAAAUACUUUUAAGAAUACACUAAUGCUAUUUUUCCUAUAUUAGUGUUCAUUUUGUUUGAAUAGCUCAAGUUAUCUUAAUUUUUAUUUCGGUGAGACGGGAAAUAUCUUAUUGCUCAUCUUCUCUUGCUCAUAAGCCAUGUGCAUUUGUACGAGGAUAGGUACUAGCCAUGCACUGGCAUCUAAAAAUCUCGUAUAAUAGGGACACAGACAAAACAUCCUCCAGGCUGAGCAUAGUCGCGCUAUUCGUCGCCCCUUUGCCACGGUAAUUUUACUCCAUGUUUGAGUCGAAAGUGUCUUUGUGUGACGUCCGUGUCUUUGAACGGACCAAUCACGGCAUGGCACUUCGCUCACCUCGUCGCGCGCACCCCCGCAUUUUCGGCAUCAUCGGUUGCAUGAAAUAAUUGCUCUAAACUCGGUCUAGAGGAUUCCUCGUAUAUGAAUAGGGAAUAUUAUGCAAAAAUCUGCGUAGGGGGCGCCACUAGAACAAACAGAGAGGCUACCGCGAAAAACGAAAUUUUGUUAUCUGCCUUCUAUAACUCUUCAUAUUCGAGCGAUAGCAUGGCAUAUAACGAAAUGUCGGGUUUCGCGGCAGGCCCUCUGUAAACAAACCGCCUGAAUCAAUGUUAUAUUUAUUCGUAGCAAAUUAUCUGUGGAAACUUGUCAAAAAACUAUUUAAGCCACAGUAUGUAUAAGUUACUCUGCCAUAGGGGUCAUCUAUGCUAUGGUUUACGAUACGUGCUAGUGCUGCAGUCUAGCGGCAGAACAUUGCAGUAAUACACCCUAUGUAUACUUGUUUUUGCCUCUUUUAAAUAAUAAAAUAUAGGUGCCAACCAUAGAUAAGCUAGUUAAAGAUUUUAAAAUCGUAAAAGGCCCAAUGUAGAUUAGAUAGACGUAUGACAAUGGGAAAAAUUAGGACAUUUUGAAUUGAAUAAUCAAUUGGAUAAAUAAAUAAAUUGUAAUUAAAGAAAUUGCCUUAUAACCUAUUAAGCUUCCUCUUCCAAAUCUAUACUAACUAGGUAUAUUAUAUAUAAACAUAUAGUUAAGUAGAAUAUCGUAAAAUGCUGUAAUGCCAUUAAUCUCAAGCCAUUUAAUGAAUCCGUCGCUUAGAUCUGUAAACGAAUCUUAUUGUGUAUCACAAUUUAUGAAAUGCAUAAUGUUAUUAUAUAAUUAGAUGAUUUUUAUAACUUGCUGGGAGUACUAUUUAAGGUAGUUUUAAGGUAGAUAGUGAAGCCAAAUUGUUCUGAACAAGUCAUGGAUUCAAGUCUUUAAGCCUCAUUUAGACGGUUUAAGAGCUUGCAUGCGAUUUUCAUUACAUUGCGGUAUUUGGUCGAUCGACUGGAUUCAUUGUACUCUGUAAAUAGCAAUGUACCUACAGACGUAGUGCAUAAUUUUUUUUCAUUGUAUUUUCAAGGAAACGUACAAACAUGCCUUGCUAUUUCAGUCAGUCUUGGUACAGUCUACGUCCAAAAUAUGUUUACACUUUUGCACCUUACCCCUUUGUAAUAAGGCGAAAAAUGUAAACAUAUCUUUGACGUCGACUGUACAAAAAGUAGGUACUGAGGUAGACUGAAGUAAACAAUUAUGCACUACAUCUGUAUUAGGAAAUGCAAAUCGGUUAUUUUUUGUAUGGAAAUAACCGCGGUUUCGGUUAAUAACCGAUUAUUUCCAUACAAAAAAUAACCGAUUUGCAUUCCCUAAUCUGUAUGUACCUAUCUAUAAGUACUAUCUAUAGUUAGUCAAACCAAUUUGUCCUUUUCUUUUGGGUGCUAGUACUUUCUGUCUAUGACUGAAAUGAGACAGUCCUUUGACAAACUAUAGUGUUGCAUGCAAGUCCUUGAACUGUCUAAAUUGGUCUUUAAAUAAACAGACACAAUAUAUAUUAUGUUUGCUACUAUAGAGUAGAAUGAGGAAUGAGAAAAAUAUGAUGACGAUGCAAUGUACUAAUGACUACAAUUUUAUGCGAUUAAAUACUUGCUAAACGACUAUGGUCACGUUCAAUGCCUCCAAAACGCAGGCGUGUCUAUUUUCCGCUAAACGGAGUCCAUUCGACCUGACUCCUUCUUUCCGGGGUGCAUCUGUACCUAUUGCCGACAGCCUGGAACUCCUCGGCAUGGAGCUGAGUUCAGUCCUCGGCUUCGGCAGCUUCAUUGAGUCUAAAGCACAAACUGCGGCCAGAAAGCUGGGCGUCCUAAAUAAGGUGAAGCGAUACUUCACACCUGGACAGCUUCUAACACUUUACAAAGCUCAAGUCCGGUCGUGUAUGGAGUAUUGCAGCCACCUGUGGGAUGGCUCAGCUAAAUACCAACUCGCCGCUUUGGACUCAGUGGAGCGCAGAGCCAGGAGGAUGAUUGGCGACAAGAAGCUAACGGCUAAGCUUCAGACUUUGGCCCAUCGGCGGAAAGUCGCCAGCCUGUCGGUAUUCUACAGGUUGCACUUCGGGGAGUGUGCCCAAGAGCUACACGAGCUCAUUCCACCGUCCCCAUUCUACCAUCGGACUUUUAGACGCACGGCCGGUUUCCAUCCUUACUUGGUAGAUAUUCCGCCAAUUCGCACUAAGCGCUUUGCUUCUACUUUCCUUAUGCGCACUGCCAAGGAAUGGAAUUCCUUGCCGGCGUCUAUAUUUCCGUGCUCUUAUAACCCGGCAACCUUCAAAUCAAGAGUGAACAGGCACCUUCUGGGCGAGCUCUUAGGACGUUAA
Molecule: messenger RNA, 3761 nt
Organism: Cydia fagiglandana
Lineage: Eukaryota; Metazoa; Arthropoda; Insecta; Lepidoptera; Tortricidae
Exons: 3
Coding region: 3048-3761 (237 amino acids)
Source: RefSeq, a predicted model, not a curated record